CGGCGACUAACCCACGUUACUGAAAUGCAACUGCAAAUCUGCAGCUACUUUUAGGCAACUUUGGUAGUUUUCGCGACGUUGUGGGGUCCUUAGUUUCUUCUUCAUAUCCAUGGAACUUGUAAGUCAUAUCUGUGAGUGAUAAGGUGUCCGCUACCUGCUGACCAAAACCUCACUGUCGAUUGCUACUGCAGAGUCCGUGGCACCUCUUAAAUUCACCAUGAAGUAAAUUGCACGAUCAAGUCUCACAAACUUCCAUGCUGUUCCGCAUUGUGUGUUGGUGCGUUCCUAUAAGGUUAGUGAUGUGUUGUUCAGGAAAAUAAUGGCGUCUGUUGGCACAUUUAAACACAAAGAAAAAAAAUACCGGCAUUCAACGACUUUUUACAGAAAAUUAAAAGUCUUAAAGGCAAAUGCCGUUGACAGUGGCGUUGUGAAACAAUAUUUUGGCGGUGGAAAUAAACCAUCAAAAAUACAAAACAAUGUAAGCAUCAGGUUGCUUCUAUCAACAGAGCAAUUGAAUGAGUCCAGUAGCUCCGAAAACUAUUCAAAAAUAAAAGAUAAAGUAAAUAGUGAUGAUGACUGUGGUAAUGAUUUUGAGGAGUCAUGCGUGCCGGAAGAUGAAUAUGACACUACUCUUUGUGAGUAUGAUGAAGAGUACAACUCUAUUAUUUCACAAACUUCGUUAGUUCAACAACUAAGGGCAUGGUAUCAUUAUCAUAGAAUAACUCAUAGCUCGCUUAACCAUCUAUUGCGUGUGUUAAAAUCAAAUGGUAUGAAAUGCUGACCAACUGAUAGCAGAACAUUAAUGAAAACGCCAAGAUUGGUACAUAUUGAAAAAAUGCGAAAUGGUCAACUUUGGUAUAAUGGAAUAAAAAAAUUGUUUGAAUGCAGUAUUUUUUGAUAUUGAUAGAUCCGUAACGCUUCCAGUAGUUUUUAACGUUGACGGCCUUCCACCGUUUAACGCUUCACCAUUACAAUUUUGGCCAAUUUUAUUUAGAAUCGAUAAUAUGACAUACAUUAAGCCAAUGGCUAUAGCAAUUUAUAUUGGCGACACAAAGCCACCUUUAAAAGAAUACUUCAGACAAUUUGUUGAUGAGUUGAAUGAUAUUUUGCAUCGUGGUCUUUGUAUUAAUGGGCAUCAGAUAAAACUCAUUAUUAGAUAUUUCGUAUGCGACACCCCAGCCAGAAAUUUUAUUAAAGGUACAGUUGGAUUUAAUGCAGCUCAUGGCUGUAUAAAAUGUACAGUCGUUGGUGAAUUUGACAAAAAAGGAAGGCACAUGAGCUUUCCAAGAAUAGAUUGCCCUCUAAGAACAGAUGAAAGUUUUCGUAAUAAAACCGAUCAAGACCACCACAAAGACGAUUCACCCUUAUUGGAACUGCCCAUUAAUAUCGUGGAAGAUGUUAUUAUUGCGGACUCCUUACAUCUUUUUUUUUUUUACUAUGUUAAUUGGACCUGCAAAUCGUUGAAAAUACGAACGUUUCCUCUGACUCUGUGUCAAUGCACUGUGUUAGCUGUUUCUCAAUUGCCAAAGCGUCUCCAAAUGUAAGAAUUCCCGAGAAUUUAAGGACACAGGAGUACUCCACCCAUCCCUCUUCAGGUACGCUAGCAGCAUUCGAUCUCAAGUUUUCCCUUGGGGAAUGGCUCAAAUGUUCUGGCCACAACAGAACUCCAUUAUUUUCGCAUUGAUGGGGAACAACAGAGAAAUAAAUUCCUUUUUUUUCCCACGUUGAAACAAUUUUAAAAGAAUCCAUGCCUUCGAAUAAAAAG
Rhagoletis pomonella (apple maggot) is the source of this 1765-nucleotide messenger RNA. RefSeq lists its product as uncharacterized. The transcript is spliced from 2 exons. NCBI's taxonomy places the organism in Eukaryota, Metazoa, Arthropoda, Insecta, Diptera, Tephritidae. The record is from RefSeq and is a predicted model, not a curated record. Bases 1005 to 1544 code for a protein of 179 amino acids.